This is a messenger RNA of Eutrema salsugineum, 642 nucleotides long. RefSeq lists its product as uncharacterized. The coding region runs from base 1 to 642 and encodes 213 amino acids. NCBI's taxonomy places the organism in Eukaryota, Viridiplantae, Streptophyta, Magnoliopsida, Brassicales, Brassicaceae. The transcript has 2 exons. The record is from RefSeq and is a predicted model, not a curated record.
AUGGGAAUCGAUUUGUCCGAAGUAACCGCUGUCCCGAAGCCAUUAACAGGAUUCUCAUGGGAAACAACAAUGACGAUCGGGUCGAUCAGGCUUCCCGUGCAAGCAGGAGGAGUAACAAAGGUCAUGGAGUUUUCCAUAGCUGACCAUCCAGCGAUUUACAAUGUAAUCAUGGGAACGCCGUGGUUGAACUCAAUGCAAGCCGUUCCAUCAACCUAUCAUUUAUGCGUCAAGUUCCCAACUCCUGGCGCAAUCAAGACGAUAUGGGGAAACCAAAAAGAGUCGCGCAUGUGCUUCCUGGCCGAGCAUCAGAUGAGAAAGCCCGAAAUCGGCAAGGCGCGUGAGGAGAAGAGCGUGCCGAGCUGUGAUCCGGUGAUCUCGAUAUGCAUAGACGAAUUACAUCCGGAGCGGUGCGUAGAAAUCGGAGCAACACUCGACGAGGCGAUUAAAGCGGAGCUCGUCGCUUUCUUAAAACAGAAUGUUGGAACAUUUGCAUGGGGCGCGGAAGACAUGCCGGGAAUUAGCAUCGAUGUGGCGUGCCAUGAGCUCAACGUGGACCCAAAGUUCAAACCGGUGAAGCAGAAGAUGAGAAAGCUAGGCCCUGACCGAGCCAAAGCAGUGACGACGAAGUAUAGCGACUCCUAA